This is a messenger RNA of Nelumbo nucifera (sacred lotus), 1198 nucleotides long. Its product is annotated as small ribosomal subunit protein bS6c-like. Gene Ontology annotation, biological process: translation. The record is from RefSeq and is a predicted model, not a curated record. Gene Ontology annotation, molecular function: small ribosomal subunit rRNA binding; structural constituent of ribosome. Gene Ontology annotation, cellular component: ribosome. NCBI's taxonomy places the organism in Eukaryota, Viridiplantae, Streptophyta, Magnoliopsida, Proteales, Nelumbonaceae.
UGCGUAAUGCGCGCAUACUCCUUAUCCGGUUUCCGUCGCUGGUCCUAGUCGUUUCAUGCUUCCAUCCCUUUUCUCCCCUCUGCCUUUUUGUCUGACAAGAAAAGCAACAGUAAAUCAGCAACCAUGGCCUCUCCGUCACUAGCUUCAAUCCUCACUUCUUCUUCCUACUGCCCCACUCUCACCUCACCUUCUUCCUCAGCUCCAACGCUAACCUCCUUCAAUGUCAAUUCUAGAGCUUGUCCCAAAAUAACCGAGCACCUGCAUCAGCAGAGCCAGAGGAGCAGCCGUGGUCUUUCUGUGAAGGCCCUAACUCUAGACUUCUCUGGCUCCUUCUUUGAAGGAGGAGUCGAAGAUGAUGAACCACCUGGUUCCUCGAUUUCGCUGUUGGAUGGCAAGGAAGAGCCUCAGUGCCCACCUGGCCUCCGCCAAUACGAGACCAUGGCCGUCUUGAGGCCCGACAUGUCGGAGGACGAGCGUCUUAAUCUCACUCAAAAGUAUGAAGAGUUGCUUGUUGCUGGGGGUGGCAUGUACGUGGAAGUAUUCAACAGAGGAGUCAUUCCUCUUGCAUACAGCAUUAAGAAGAAAAACACGGCUGGAGAGAGCAACACAUAUUUGGAUGGUAUCUAUCUGCUUUUCACCUAUUUCACGAAACCAGAGUCCAUAGCAGCCCUUGAGGAGAGACUGAAGGCUGAUGAUGAUGUUAUUCGGUCCUGUACCUUCAAGAUAAGGAAGAGGAAGAACUAGGUCUGGUUGACGGCCUCCAAUAUCAAAACAAGAAAGAAAAAUUAUCAGAUGUCAAUAUGAGCUCAUGUGUCAUUGUUCUCUUUUGUUUGCUUUUUCCCCAAUUCUAUCAGGAUUUAGUUAGGUACUUGGGUGGUUUCCUUGCGGCAAAAUUUCUUAAGUUAACGGGGUGGGAGCAGGAAUAUAUAUAUUUUUUAAUUUUUUUGGGCACACUUCACGAUAAUUUCGUUUUUAUACUCUGAUUCAUUGUUUUACUUUUAUUGACCAAAAGGUUGUUAGCUCUUGUAAUCAGUGUUGCUCAAUGCCAUCUGAUUGAUCACCACAUGUUUGAUUACUCGUUUUCAGUCACCUUCGAAUGAGUUGUGAGUUGUGACAGAGUAGAAUAGAGAUAUUCUUACCAUGUCAAACACUCGAAGAAGACAAAUCAAUGGCUACUUCAUGUUUCCUUCUUGAUCAA